Molecule: messenger RNA, 2205 nt
Organism: Panicum virgatum (switchgrass)
Lineage: Eukaryota; Viridiplantae; Streptophyta; Magnoliopsida; Poales; Poaceae
Product: DNA-binding protein SMUBP-2-like
Exons: 16
Coding region: 65-2008 (647 amino acids)
Molecular function (GO): ATP hydrolysis activity; RNA binding; ATP binding
Source: RefSeq, a predicted model, not a curated record
CGGCGGAGGCGAUACGCAAUCGUCCAAUUCCGCUGGACAAGCCAUUGAGCCAGCCAAAUCAGCCAUGGCGGGGAGUGGCGGCGGCGGCGGCAAGGGCGCGGCGGGGAGGAUGAUGUCGCUGCAGGAGUUCGUGUCCUCCAUGGCCCCGCUCAUCGAUCUCGAGAAGGCGGCGGAGAUAUCGGCGGAGUCGGAGACGAGCGCCAAGAGCCUGGAGAGGCGGGGCAGCGUCAUCGCCAACCUCAAGUGCACCGACGCCCAGAUGGGACUGAUGGGGAAGACGCUCCUGGAGUUCCAGCCCAACAAAGGCGACGUGCUCCCAUCUCACAAGUUUGGAACGCAUGAUGUAGUUGCCCUGAAGCCAAAUAAGGCAGAUGCUGGAUCUGCUUCUCUUGGGCAAGGUGUAGUUUAUCGGUUAAAGGAUUCUUCCAUUACCGUUGCUUUUGAUGAUAUUCCUGAAGAUGGUUUAAACAGCCCUCUGCGUCUUGAGAAGCUUGCAAAUGAGGUCACUUAUCGCAGGAUGAAGGAUGCACUAAUUCAACUUAGCAAGGCUGUCCAAACAGGACCUUGUGCAAACCUUGUUCCUGUUUUGUUUGGAGAGAAAGCACCCAUGCGCUCCAAGGAUGCUAUGAAGUUCAGUCCAUUCAACAAGAAUUUGGAUGAUUCACAGAAAGAUGCUAUCUCGAAGGCGCUUGGAUCAAGGGAUGUUUUCUUGCUUCAUGGGCCUCCUGGAACUGGAAAAACAACAACUAUUAUUGAGAUAAUACUGCAGGAGGUCAAGCGUGGAUCAAAGAUUCUUGCCUGCGCUGCAUCUAAUAUCGCUGUGGAUAAUAUUGUUGAGCGACUUGCACGAUACAGGACAAAAUUAGUGAGGUUAGGGCAUCCUGCUCGUUUACUACCCCAAGUGCUCGACAGCGCUCUUGAUGCACAGGUAUUGCGAGCUGAUAAUAGUAGCUUGGCAGGAGACAUUCGCAAGGAAAUGAAGGUGUUGAAUAGCAAAUUGCUGAAAGCUAAAGAUCGGAACACUAAAAGGGACAUCAGGAAAGAGCUCAAAACCCUUGCCAAAGAGGAAAGAAAACGACAGCAGCUUGCAGUAACUGAUGUACUAAAAAAUGCAGAUGUUGUGCUGACAACUUUGACUGGUGCAUCUUCAAAAAAGCUAAAUGGCAUUACAUUUGAUUUGGUUGUCAUUGAUGAAGCUGCUCAGGCACUUGAGAUAGCAUGCUGGAUAGCCUUGCUGAAAGGGCCAAGGUGUAUUCUUGCUGGAGACCAUCUUCAACUUCCUCCAACAAUUCAAAGUGUUGAGGCUGAAAAGAAGGGGAUGGGAAAGACACUCUUUGAACGGCUUACUGAAGCUUAUGGAGAGGAAAUCACAUCCAUGCUCACUGUCCAGUACAGAAUGCACGAGCACAUUAUGAAUUGGUCAUCUAAAGAACUUUAUAACAAUAAGAUCAAAGCACAUUCUAGUGUUGCUGGGCAUAUGCUCUAUGAUCUUGAAGAAGUCACGAGGUCUUCUUCAACAGAACCAACUAUUAUACUCAUUGACACUACAGGGUGCGAUAUGGAAGAAGUAAAAGACGAAGAGGAGAGCACUAUGAAUGAGGGCGAGGCAGCAGUAUCCAUUGCUCAUGCCAAGUUGCUUGUUGAGAGUGGUGUUCGUGCAUCUGAUGUUGGAAUAAUUACACCUUAUGCUGCACAGGUAACCUGCCUGAAGAUGAUGAGAAACAAAGAUGCUAAACUGAAAGAUUUAGAGAUAUCCACAGUUGAUGGGUUCCAAGGCCGGGAGAAAGAAGCCAUCAUCAUUUCAAUGGUCCGGUCUAACUCAAAGAAAGAGGUGGGGUUCUUGAGUGAUCACAGACGGAUGAAUGUUGCGGUGACGCGAGCCAGGAGGCAGUGCUGCCUGGUGUGCGACGUGGAGACCGUGAGCAGUGACAAGUUCCUGAAACGUUUGGUUGAAUACUUCGAGGAGAAUGGGGAGUACUUGAGCGCUUCAGAAUACCAGAGCAGCUGACUGGCAUGACAAACGCGGAAGCAGGGGUGAUCCGUUUAGUGUAGGCGUGUAGCAUUCCCCAUAUCCGUGUCCACGGAGCGAGUAGAUGGGAGCUAGACGUGAAGUCCAUUGUACUGCUACGACUCCUAACUAUCCUUGCUUUUUUGUUAAGAAUAUAUAAUUACCUAUAGUAUAUUCAUAUGUUGUUCGUUUUGCCA